Messenger RNA from Eimeria mitis, 714 nucleotides. RefSeq lists its product as uncharacterized. The transcript has 2 exons. The record is from RefSeq and is a predicted model, not a curated record. NCBI's taxonomy places the organism in Eukaryota, Apicomplexa, Conoidasida, Eucoccidiorida, Eimeriidae. The coding region runs from base 1 to 714 and encodes 237 amino acids.
AUGGACUGCUAUCAUCUAUUGGGAGGCCCCUCCUGGGGGCCCCUACAGGGCCCCCAGGGGCCCCUGGGGGCCCCCUGGGGGCCCUGUAGGGGCCCCCAGGGGUCCUGUGUUGUCCCUGCGCAGGUUGUGUUGAAAUAUCAGAAGAAGAAAACGGAGACAGCAGAAGAUGAUGAUGAUGAGUUGAAGCGAUUACGCAGCAAUGGACUGCUAUCAUCUAUUGGGGGGCCCCUCCUGGGGGCCUCUCCAGGGCCCCCAGGGGCCCCUGGGGGCCCCCUGGGGGCCCCUCCAGGGCCCCCAGGGGUCCUGUGUUGUCCCUGCGCAGGUUGUGUUGAAAUAUCAGAAGAAGAAAACGGAGAAGAUUCGGUAAUAUCUGGAGAAGAAGAUACAGGGGAAGAGGCUGAGGUUUCAGGGCUGGGGGGCCCCGGGGGCCCCAGGGGCCCCGGGGGCCGCGGGGGGCCCCCUUGCCUUCCUCUUGGGGGCUUAUUGCGAUGUACUGCAUCUGAAGAGGAUGAGAGAGCAGCUGGCGUUUCUUCUUCAGCAGGUGUAAGGAAUAGAGAAUCUAUAUCUUUGAGUCCUUCUGCAGCAGCAGCACGAGAAGAGAGGACCCCAACAACUGGACGGGGGGCCCUAGAAGUUACAGAAACAGAGAAACCCCUGGUUUUGGCGGGGGCCCCCCGACGGCGGAGGCCCUCAGCUACAGAGGAGAACCGCUGA